UUUAACGUAUUACGGUGGCCGGUGUCGUAUAUUUUGCAGAAUCACCAUGGCGUUGAAAGAGACUGCGGGGCUGUAUGAGACGCUCAAAGCAGAGUGGAACAAGAAAACCCCAAACCUGAGUAAAUGUGGAGAACUUCUGAGCAAACUUAAGGUUUCAUUACUGGAGCUGAACUUCUUACCUACCAGUGGGUCCGCGCUCACUAAGCAGCAGCUCAUUUUAGCUCGUGAUGUCCUUGAAAUUGGAGCCUUGUGGAGUAUCCUCAAGAAAGACAUCCCGUCCUUUGAAAGAUACAUGGCCCAGCUAAAAUGUUACUACUUUGAUUACAAGGAAGAACUCCCUGAAGCUGCCUACAUGCACCAGUUACUUGGACUCAACCUGCUCUUCCUGCUCUCACAGAACCGCGUGUCUGAGUUUCACACAGAACUGGAGCGACUGAGCGCACGAGAUAUUCAGACCAACGUAUACAUCAGACACCCAGUGUCCCUAGAGCAGUACUUGAUGGAGGGAAGCUACAACAAGGUAUUUCUCGCCAAAGGCAACAUCCCUGCUGAGAGCUACAACUUUUUUAUAGAUAUUCUGCUCGACACAAUUCGUGAUGAGAUCGCAGGCUGCAUAGAGAAAGCAUAUGAGCAGAUCCAGUUCAGUGAAGCCACCCGUGUGCUUUUCUUCAGUUCCCCAAAAAAGAUGACAGAGUAUGCCAAGAAGAGGGGAUGGAGUCUGAGCCCAGAUGGCUAUUACUCUUUCACCACUCAGCAGCAGCGGACAGAAGAGGUGACCAUCCCAUCCACGGAGCUGGCUCAACAGGUCAUUGAAUAUGCACGACAGCUGGAAAUGAUUGUGUAACGCGCCACCCCCCCUCCCGGAACACACACGCCGCUGACCCAGCAUACACCCAGUCAGCUCAAAUGCAGUUCCUCUGAGGAAUAGGACUUUAUUGAUAACCAGGGUGGUUGAUUUAUUGCCCAUACCUCAGAAAUCAAUCCACAUGUAUUUUUUUUUUCCUGUAUUCCACUUAUCUGUAGGUCUUCCUGUUUGGAAGUUAGCUUUUAAUUUAAAGAUGGGGAACGAUACUAAAAAUAUGUGAUAUCACAGGUCACCAUUCAGCAAUUGCUACACGUCAGCCAUUAUUGAAUACAUUCAAGGGUUUCAAUGUUAGUUAAUUAUUUCAUCCAAGAUGCCAUCUGUACAACAUCAAAUCUGAGGCUUUUUUUAUGAGCUAUUCAAAACAAGAGUCCAGCUACUACAUUUAAUACCUUUGGGGCUCAGUAUUUUUUUUUUAUUUUUUUUUUUUUAAACAAGAAGAAGGAAGUUAAUUACAUCCCACCAUGUGACUCUCUGUGUCACAGAAAACCAUCAACUCUCCAAAGUCACACAAACUCUUUUUGUAUACAAAGUUAUUUUGUCCUUAGUAGAGCUCACAUAAAUGUAUUGCCCUUGCCAUGUAUCCUAGCAACUGACCGAAUUUUCUAAAUGCAAAGCUUUGUCUGCAAUAAACAAUACCUAAAAUAAA
This is a messenger RNA of Perca fluviatilis (European perch), 1511 nucleotides long. RefSeq names its product proteasome 26S subunit, non-ATPase 8 (gene psmd8). The transcript has 7 exons. Lineage: Eukaryota; Metazoa; Chordata; Actinopteri; Perciformes; Percidae. Bases 47 to 844 code for a protein of 265 amino acids. Gene Ontology annotation, cellular component: nucleus; proteasome regulatory particle; proteasome regulatory particle, lid subcomplex. Gene Ontology annotation, biological process: proteasome-mediated ubiquitin-dependent protein catabolic process. The record is from RefSeq and is a predicted model, not a curated record.